GCGCUCCCCGCGCCAACAGUCGCAUUGCUGCUAGCAGAUAUUGCACUGAGUCGCUCCAGACAACCCAACCCAACCGUCAACAUGAUGAAGAUGAUCGCCGUCGUGUUCGCGUGCCUGGUGGCCGCCAGCUCCGCCCAGCUGCUCGUCGGCGGGCUCGGUGACACCACCUGGUCCCACGAGUCCACCGCCCAGCAGCACUCCCCCUGGGCCGCCAGUGCCAGCACCCGCUCCCAGGUGCACGGACCCGACGCCGCCGUCGUGGCCGCCGCCCCCAUCCUGACCGCCCCCGUCGUCCACCACAGCCCCCUGAUCGCCGCCGCCCCCAUCGGGUACGCCGCCCCCCUCGUUCACUCCGGCCUGCCCCUCGCUUACGCCCUGAGGCGUUGAGCGGCAAGCCCGUGGACGCGCGGCUGGCGUGACGUCACAGCGACACCGGAGUGACGUCAUCACGCCGCGCCCUCGGCGGACGGCGGCGGCGGGUUGUCCCUGAGCGCUCAGCCGCCGAUGUCUGCCUGCAGCAAGCCGCGGACUGGACGGGACAGACCUCGCACACCGAGGUGGUCCCGGCUUCUCUCUCCGUUACGGCUCUCCGCUGCUCCUCUCCCUGGCUGUGUUUAGCCGCGGUCGCGGGUGGGACUUCCCCGGGACUCCGCGGGCCUGUGGUGGCGCGCCCUGCGGCCUCGGUCCGAAAGGCUCGCGCCCCCACGAGCGCCCCGUGGACCCCGAGCCCGCCCGCACCGCGGCGCCCUCUGUCUGUCUUUUCAUUUCAAAAAUAAAUUAUUGUGAUAUUCCCACGCCA
This is a messenger RNA of Thrips palmi, 799 nucleotides long. RefSeq lists its product as uncharacterized. NCBI's taxonomy places the organism in Eukaryota, Metazoa, Arthropoda, Insecta, Thysanoptera, Thripidae. The transcript has 2 exons. Bases 82 to 387 code for a protein of 101 amino acids. The record is from RefSeq and is a predicted model, not a curated record.